AUGGACCCGCAGGAAUCCUUACCACAUAUUGAGAAUGACCGGUUUAGGGUUCCCGUUCGUAUGCUCACUAAUAAUCAAGAGACGUUGGCGUUAUUGGACUCAGGCGCCGGUAUGAACUUUGUCAGCGCUGCCGUCAUGAAACGGAUGCCAGAGGUGGUCCGCUAUACCGCCUCCGUUAACGUUACUCCCGCAUUCGGCCCUCAUAAAAAGGCUACAGAACUAGUCCGCCUCAAGUUCGCCGCAAAUGGGGCCACAUUCGACGAUUGGUUUGUGGUAUUGCCUCAGUAUAAGGAAAAUCUCGUAUUGGGGCUUCCCUUCUUACGGAAACAUGAGGAUUUGAUUUCCUUUAGAAACAAUACUUUUGCCGGUAUCAGCGUUGACAACCCGAUCGGUUUGGUCGACUCAAAUGAGUUCUUGCGAGAACUCCAAUCCUCUCGGGAUAUCGGUUUGAUGUAUCUACGAUUUGAUCGGGAGGAUACUGCAGCCAAGGACCCUAAUAAUGUGCUCCCUCAAGAUGCUUCUGGUCUGUUUCAGGACCUUAUUGCAGCCCAUUCGCUGAUCUUCGCUCAGGAGUUAACCGGCCCACCUCCUUCCCGGGGCAAG
This is a messenger RNA of Spathaspora passalidarum NRRL Y-27907, 603 nucleotides long. RefSeq names its product retropepsin-like aspartic protease. The record is from RefSeq and is a predicted model, not a curated record. NCBI's taxonomy places the organism in Eukaryota, Fungi, Ascomycota, Pichiomycetes, Serinales, Debaryomycetaceae. The transcript has a single exon. The annotation marks the transcript as partial.